AUGGAAUAUGUCACCCGAGGUGUCUGCGGCCAGGAAGGAUGCCGUGAACGAAAAUAUUACUUAGAUAAUGGCCUAUGGUUCUGUCGACGGGGCCAUUUGCAAGAGGGCCGCCAGGUUGAAGAAGACGGAGAUGACUUCGGCACACAGGGCAAGACGCACCGCGUGAGAAGAGAGAGUGAAGAGAGAUCCCGCAAGAGGGUUGUUCGUGAUCUCUGGGCUCUUCGAGUCCGGAUGUACUCAUCAAGGAUUCAUCAAAUCGAAGAUCAUGAGAGUAACGACACCGAUGGUCCUGAGCUUUUCAGUUCGCAGGCAGAAUCUUCUGAUGAAACAGGUGUCAAAGUGGGCGGCAAGUAUCUUGAGUGGCCUCGUAUGCUUGAUACUGUUGCCCUCUGCUACCUGGCUGCCAUUUUGAUGCGACUUCCGCGUUUACCUGACGUGGAAACUCUUCAUCGUGGGUUUGAAGACCUGGUGCUCUACUACCGUCGGCGCUUCGAACUCGCAGUUCCGCGGUUGAAUUACCCAAUUAUCACCUAUCGCUACAUCAAAAGGCUCGCCAUUCCCAGUAUGUAUCUAUCCUACUGGGAUCCUAUCUCUCAUCUACUUUUCAUCGAAGCUAAUCUUCGCAAAGUUGAUGUUUAUGAGGUCACCAAGACCCUACGAGGCCUUCUUGGCUUCAACUUUGAAUAUGCUGCCAAUUUUGAUCGGAAGAGGCCAGUACUCCGGCAACCAGAAGUCCAAAUAAUGGUACUUGUUAUCAUUUCUACCAAGCUACUUUUCCCUUUCGAUGAUAUUCUGCGGAACCCGGCCACUCCAAAAGAACCUAGCGCCCAGGCCAUGGACUGGGAACGUUGGGCACAUGCUCAAAGGCAGUUUGACUUUCAUCCACAUGCUGAUGGAAACAUCGGCAAAGAGAUGAUGAUCAAAGUAUCCGACACGGACGUGUUGAAUAUGACCGCAAACCAGCUCGAUGAGUACAUGGACUGGUACGAACAGAGCUGGCGAGACACUACCAGGCCUGCGAACCCAAUUGCGGAGCUAUUUCCUAUCUCACGAGCGGGACCAGAGGUCAGUUCGGACAACUUGUCUGCGCUCAAGCCUCAAAGUACUCCUGAUAAGGAAGAAGAUUCUCUCAAUGAAUUAUUGCAAACAGUCAUGGAAGGCCUAUCACCCAUAGCAGUUAGGCCGGAUGCGAAUGAUACAUGUCCUAGGCCUGGGAGCUGGUAUCGGCGUUAUCGAUGGGAGUCUUCGAUUCCUAGCACUGCUCGUCCCUUUUACGAACUCGCUGCACGGCUUGCUGGCGUAUCCUUUUCGACGCUCUUCCGGGCAGUGACCGUUGCUGAAUGGAGACUUGCACAUUGGCAGGAGAGGCGGCGACGGCCGGGUCAGAUGAACGACGGAUUGGAAGAUGCUGCCAGCGAAGACGACAGUGAGGAUCGCUAUGAAGGGGAAAAUGUUGAACACGAUGUGAACGAAGAGAACCUAGAGGAGCUUCAAGGGCAACUAUUAGAACUGGAUGUUUAG
This is a messenger RNA of Penicillium chermesinum, 1521 nucleotides long. Its product is annotated as TFIIB-type zinc finger domain-containing protein. The transcript has 4 exons. Gene Ontology annotation, molecular function: RNA polymerase I core promoter sequence-specific DNA binding. Gene Ontology annotation, biological process: RNA polymerase I preinitiation complex assembly; nucleolar large rRNA transcription by RNA polymerase I. Gene Ontology annotation, cellular component: RNA polymerase I core factor complex; RNA polymerase transcription factor SL1 complex. Bases 1 to 1521 code for a protein of 506 amino acids. The record is from RefSeq and is a predicted model, not a curated record. Lineage: Eukaryota; Fungi; Ascomycota; Eurotiomycetes; Eurotiales; Aspergillaceae.